Molecule: messenger RNA, 471 nt
Organism: Pteronotus mesoamericanus
Lineage: Eukaryota; Metazoa; Chordata; Mammalia; Chiroptera; Mormoopidae
Product: keratin-associated protein 27-1
Exons: 1
Coding region: 1-471 (156 amino acids)
Source: RefSeq, a predicted model, not a curated record
AUGCCCCUCGGCCACCGCGCCCCACGCAGGGGUCCCCCUGGUGCCCCGCCCGCCUCUGCCAUCGUGCACGGCUCUCACCCUGUGAGCUCCGCCGCCGGGUUGUCUCUGCCCAGCAGCUGCCACGGCAGGACCUGGCUGUCGGGCCACGUGGAGGAGACCUGCAGCCGCGGCCAAGGGCGCCGCCUCGAGCCGCAGCCGUGCCCGGGGGUGGCCCCGACGGCCUGCGCCCACGCCUGUGCCCGUGAAAGGCCCACGUGCCCCGCGGGAGGCUCUUCGGCCGAGUUCAGGCGCGGGACUCAGCCCUGCCCCUCAGGGGGCAGCCGACCGGUGGGCCUUGCUGUCCAGAGCCGCUCCCCCGGGACCUGCGUGUCUAAGGACCGCCCGACUCUGGAGUGUGCGCCCCGCCGGGGCCGCCGGGAACCGUCCUCUGCCGCGGGCGAGCCCACCUGCUGUGUGACCGGCGGCUGGUGA